Molecule: messenger RNA, 1047 nt
Organism: Phragmites australis (common reed)
Lineage: Eukaryota; Viridiplantae; Streptophyta; Magnoliopsida; Poales; Poaceae
Product: transcription factor BHLH133-like
Exons: 5
Coding region: 1-789 (262 amino acids)
Biological process (GO): regulation of transcription by RNA polymerase II
Cellular component (GO): nucleus
Molecular function (GO): RNA polymerase II cis-regulatory region sequence-specific DNA binding; protein dimerization activity; DNA-binding transcription factor activity, RNA polymerase II-specific
Source: RefSeq, a predicted model, not a curated record
AUGGAGGCGAAGUGUGCAUCCAUUUGGACCGAGGAAUCUGAAAUGAUUGCUCACCUGCAGUCCAUGUUCUGGAGCAGCAAUGAUGCUGAUAACAACAUUUCCUCUCCCAACUCUAGCACUAGUUCUUGUGUCACAACUAGCACAAUGCCUAGUAGCUUGUUCCUUCCUGUCAUGGAAGAUGCGAGCUAUGGCGCCGCGCCAUUUGUGAACACUGCCAUGGAUUGGUGCUUGGAUCACCAAAGUCAGACCCUCACUCCAAGUUCUAAUGCUGUUACUGGCGACAAGAGGGUACUUGUCAUGGAUGAGCAAAGGAAGAAGAGUAAGAACACUAACAAGAAGCCCCGUACAGUUGCCCUGUUAUCUCAGGUAUCGAGGACCUUGAGUUCAAGUGCUCUUGAUGACGAGAUCAAUGCCGAGCUUGUCAAUCAGAGCAGUUCCUGGUGCUGCUGCUCUGAAGAUGACUCCAUUGGUGUGUGCGAGGAAUCUGCUGUUCGAAAACAAAGCAACAAUUCGAGCAGUGGUAGUCGGUCCUCAAAGCAUUCACAGAGCCUUUACGCAAAGAAGAGAAGAGAGAGGAUUAAUGAGAAAUUAAGAAUACUGCAGCAGCUAAUUCCUAAUGGCACCAAAGUUGACAUGAGCACUAUGCUGGAGGAGGCAGUUCAGUACGUCAAGUUUCUGCAGCUGCAGAUAAAGCUGUUGAGCUCUGACGAGACAUGGAUGUACGCCCCGCUUGCCUACAACGGUAUGGGCAUCGAUCUGAGUGCGAGUGCUGCUGCAUGCCAAUCAUGACUGUCUGAAACGAUUGGCUGAACUGAUCAUAAUCUCAGAGGGAUUUGAGCUGGAGCUGUGCUGCUGUUAAAUCAAACCCAUUACAUGGUGCAUCUGUUCUUAGAUCUGUAAUUAACUCUGACAUUCCAUUCUUCAGUUGCUCCUUGUAAGUAAGAGCAAGGAGUCAGUUAAUUUCAAAAUAAAGUUGGACCAAGGAUUUCCCUCGUAAUAUGACGAAAUAAUGUAUCAAAGAUACUUACAGUUUAUGAAGAUGAGAUA